UUCAUUCUUCACCACUCCAUUUAUUCAUCGCUAAUUCCCACUCCAAGAAAAAUAAAAUGUUAUAUUAGUUGCUACUAGAAACAAGACGAUAUCCUCCAUUGCUAUUUUUUGGACAUUUUUCAAUAGUUUUGCGCAUCUUAAGCUGCCCUUUGACCUUUGUUACCAGACAAGUUUGUCUAUUCCUCAAAACUCUGAACUUCAAUCUCUUCCAUCCAUUGGUCCAACGUCGUAUUUAACGCAAAACCAUACAAAUAAAUGUCCCUCUAUUUUUCUUUUCCCUUCUAUAAAUGUCCUAUUGCAUUCUUCCUCUGCCAAUAACAACCUCGUACAAAAACAAUGGAGAUGUCUAAUAAAAAAACAUCUCCAUUCCUUUCCUUCUUGUUCAUUUCAGCUAUCUUUAUUCAAUGUUUUCCUUAUGUUUCCUCCAUAGGUGUUAACUAUGGCACCCUUGGCAACAACCUACCUCCACCAUCUCAAGUUGCUCAAUUUCUCAAAGAUAAAACCAUAAUUGACAAAAUCAAGAUUUUCGAUGUUAAUCCAGAUAUCUUAAGAGCUUUUGCCAACACAGGAAUCUCAGUUACUGUCACUGUCCCAAAUGGUGAAAUUCCCAAAUUGUUGGACAUAGGCUAUGCUAAGAGUUAUGUGGAAGCAAAUAUUAAGCCAUUUUAUCCACAAACCAAAAUUGAUGUCAUUGCUAUAGGAAAUGAGAUUCUCCAUUGGGAAACACCAGAAGUACAAAAUAAAUUAGUCCCUGCAAUGAGAACCUUUUAUCAAGCACUAACUCAAUCUGGAAUUAAUACAAUCAAAGUAUCAACACCACAUUCUUUAGGAAUUUUAUUAUCAUCAAAUCCACCAAGUAUGGCUAGAUUUAGACCAGGAUGGGAUGUUGGUAUUUUAGCACCAAUGUUACAAUUUUUACGCGAAACGAAAGGACCUUUUAUGGUGAAUCCAUAUCCAUAUUUUGCUUACAAUCCACAACAAGUUGAUUUCCUUUUGUUUAAACAAAACAAGGGAGUUUUUGAUAGGUUUAGUAAGAAAAUGUACACAAACAUGUUUGAUAUGUUGUUGGAUUCUGUGUUUAUGUCAAUGAAGAGACUUGGUUAUGGAGAUGUGGAAAUUAUUGCAGCUGAAACAGGUUGGCCUUCUUUAGGUGAAAGUUUUGAGCCACAAUGUACUGUGGAAAAUGCAGCUUCUUAUAAUGGUGGAUUACUUAGGAAAUAUGUUUCUGGGGCAGGGACACCAUUGAUGCCACAUAGGAAAAUUGAGACAUAUAUUUUUGGUUUGUUUAAUGAGAAUACUAAACCAGGUUCUGCUGCUGAGAGGAAUUUUGGGUUGUUUAGGCCUGAUUUUACACCAGUUUAUAAUAUUGGAAUCAUGAAAGGAGAGCCACUGCCAUUGCCUCUGCCACCAAAGCCUCUUCCACAACCAGCAUUGCCACAGCCACAACCAGCAUUGCCACAGCCAAGGGGAGCAAGACAUCCCGGAAAGCCUCAUGUUCCAAGACCAGGAAAGCCAGCGCCGAAACUCCCUGCACAGCCAAUUCCAAAACCAGUUCUAGGCAACAAAUUCUGCAUGCCAAAACCAGAGGCUACUGAUGCACAAUUACAAGCCAAUAUAGACUGGAUAUGUACUAAUCAAGGUGUGGAUUGCCGCCCUGUUCAAGCUGGAGGUCUUUGCUUUAACCCCAACACUGUUAGGUCUCAUGCUGCCUUUGUCAUGAAUUCUUACUACCAAACUAAGGGCCGCAACGACUUCAACUGUGACUUCUCAGGUUCUGCUGUCAUCGUCUUUGCUGAUCCAAGUUAUGGUACAUGCAAAUACCUAUCUUGAGUUUUAUGGCCAGCAAAGGAAGAUUUUGCAGCUACUCCAACAUUUGAAGGAUUAGUUUUGACACAUUAAGAUUUUGUUUUAAUAUACUAUGUACUUUGAUUUUUACAAACUAAUCUAAUCUUGUUGAUGUGUAGUAUGUAUUUAUGGCUACUAGUGUAAAUGAAAAAUGGUGCCUACUUCAUUUGUCAUGA
This is a messenger RNA of Nicotiana attenuata, 2021 nucleotides long. RefSeq names its product glucan endo-1,3-beta-glucosidase-like. The transcript is spliced from 3 exons. Gene Ontology annotation, molecular function: hydrolase activity, hydrolyzing O-glycosyl compounds. Lineage: Eukaryota; Viridiplantae; Streptophyta; Magnoliopsida; Solanales; Solanaceae. The record is from RefSeq and is a predicted model, not a curated record. Gene Ontology annotation, cellular component: plasma membrane. Gene Ontology annotation, biological process: carbohydrate metabolic process. Bases 337 to 1830 code for a protein of 497 amino acids.